Lachancea fermentati is the source of this 1392-nucleotide messenger RNA. The record is from the annotation of a GenBank genome assembly. NCBI's taxonomy places the organism in Eukaryota, Fungi, Ascomycota, Saccharomycetes, Saccharomycetales, Saccharomycetaceae.
AUGGAUUUGAGGGUAGGCAGGAAGUUCCGAAUUGGCAGAAAGAUUGGGAGUGGAUCAUUUGGAGAUAUUUACCAUGGUACAAACCUUAUCAGCGGUGAAGAGGUCGCAAUCAAGCUAGAGUCGAUCAGAUCGCGUCACCCGCAACUCGAUUACGAAUCAAGAGUGUACAAGUACCUGAGCGGUGGUAUCGGUAUUCCAUUUAUCAGGUGGUUUGGCAGAGAAGGUGAAUACAAUGCGAUGGUGAUCGACUUACUUGGACCAUCUCUAGAGGAUCUGUUCAAUUACUGCCACAGAAAGUUUUCGUUUAAAACUGUGAUCAUGCUGGCCUUGCAGAUGAUAUGCAGGAUUCAGUAUAUCCACGGAAGGUCAUUUAUCCACAGAGACAUUAAGCCUGACAACUUUUUGAUGGGUGUCGGGCGCCGUGGAUCAACCGUGCAUGUUAUUGACUUUGGGCUUUCUAAGAAGUACAGAGACUUCUCGACACAUCACCAUAUCCCUUACAGGGAGAACAAAAAUUUGACCGGAACAGCUAGAUACGCCUCUGUUAAUACACACCUGGGUAUUGAGCAAAGUAGAAGGGAUGACCUUGAAAGUUUGGGUUACGUUCUCAUUUAUUUCUGCAAGGGCUCUCUCCCAUGGCAAGGCUUGAAGGCCACUACCAAAAGACAAAAAUAUGAUCGUAUUAUGGAAAAGAAGCUGUGCAUCAGCGUGGAGCAGCUCUGUGCUGGCUUGCCCAUGGAGUUUGUUGAAUACAUGCGCUAUUGUCGUAAUUUGCGUUUUGACGAGAGACCAGACUAUUUGUACUUGGCACGUCUCUUCAAGGACUUAAGCAUCAAGCUUGAGUACCACAAUGAUCAUCUCUUCGAUUGGACCAUGCUGAGGUACACAAAAGCAAUGAUCGAGAAACAGCGUGCAUCUGGUGAGUUGCCACAACUUGAGGAAAGCAAAGAAGAUGAGAGCAAGAGCGACUCAUUUAACCGUGUCAAGCAGCUUGCUAUGAAGAAGUUUUCUACUCACUUUCAUUACUGUAGGAGCGAAGACAAGCAUCAUCCCUCCCCAGAGGAGAUUAAACAACAGACCGCACAGAACAAUGAUGUUGCGGCAUCCAUUCCACAGGAACUUCUAAGCGCAAUCGACAAGGACAUGGACAAUUUGAAGCAAAAUGUCGCGCAAUCGCAUGAAGUUGCGCAACAACAGCCGCAACCUUCACCGAUUGUAGAACCUCUUCUUCAGCAACAACAACUGCAACAGCAAGGUCAACAAGAACGUCAAUUGGAAGCGCAAGCCACAAAUUCAUACGCCCCUCAGCAAUCCCAAACGAGGAAGCCUGCCCAAGCCACGCAGUAUCCUCCUGAAAAUCAAAGACCCGCUGGCGGAGACAUAUGGCUAUAA